Messenger RNA from Acanthocheilonema viteae, 1935 nucleotides. The record is from the annotation of a GenBank genome assembly. Lineage: Eukaryota; Metazoa; Nematoda; Chromadorea; Rhabditida; Onchocercidae.
AUGUCAUCGGAAAAGAAGACAUCUGGUGAGAAUGGCACCUCAGCGAACGAAUUACAUGACGCACAUAAUGUUGCUCAAUCAAACAAACCAGCUAAACUUACCAAACAAAGUGGAGUGGACGAAGAGGACUUGGAAAAAUGCAGUGAAAAGUUCAAAUUAAAUAAUGAAGAAAUUAAGGAAACGACGGCUGUACGUAUUCAGCAAAUGGAUAACAGCAAUAUAUAUGUAACAGUUUUUGAUAAUCACAGCUACCUCUUAUUCUUAGUGCAAAGAAAACCAGAAGUUGUUUAUAUGGCCAAAUUUUUUUCUCCACCUGAUCAUAUCAAUCUGAAUGUAACACCAUCAACAAAACCCAAAGCACUUGUGCGUAGCCAUGCAUUUUCGGGUGAUGAUGAUUCUGGCGUUUCUGCCAGGCAUACUCCAACGUCACACUUUCUUGCUUCACGUUCUACUUUUUCUUCUUCUUCAUUUGAUUCUGGUCACGGUCACGAUUACACGGAUUCGACUGGGAUUAAUUUGCUUUCAUUUAUUACAUGUACGCUUCACAAGAAUUCGAAAGAUCGACAUAUGUUGUUACAACUUGAACAGCAUAUGACAAAGCUUAUUAAGGAUUCAACACGCAAUUCUCAAAAAUUCCCAGCUAUGAGUUCGUAUAAUCGUAUGUUGGUACAUCGAGUAGCUGCUUUUUUCGGUUUAGAUCAUAAUGUUGAUCAGAAUGGUACAGCUGUUGUCGUGAAUAAAACAUCACAUACUAGACUGCCUGAUAUCGAUUUUUUAUCGCUGAUACAAGGUGAUGUGUACACUGAUGAGCCUCGUCGAAUUCUUAGAAGGGAUGCUCAAAGCUAUGAAGAAGUCGGACAGUCAUUGGGCUUAGGCUUAAUCUGUGGACGUCGAGCACGUUCUUUCGAAGUAGAUGAUUGCUUACCAGCUGAUCCAACAACUCUUACUGUUGGCUGUGUUCUUCCAACUACAACAUCUCUUCAUAUGCAUUUACUGCAUCAGCAAGGAUCAACUUCAUCUACCGAUGCCAGCAGCACUCAUUUUCUUGAAUCACCUGGAAGCUGUUAUACCGAUCAUGGGUAUAGUGAUAUGCCGAUCAUGGGCGUCUAUACAGCACCAGAAAGCAACUCUUCAUUUAAUAACACCACGCAUAUCUUCCCAUGGAGCAGUUCUGAAAGCUAUACAAGCUUGUCAGCUCCAUCGAGUUUAAUUUCUCCUGUUAUGCAUAAUCAUCUCCAACCUACAAUGCUAACGAGAGAAGUAAGCAUCGAUAAAAGUACACCGCUGCACAGAACUCUCAGCACUCAUUCAUCUUUGCCUGAACAGCGAACACCUGCAAUACCGGAACAUCUGCUUCAUGAGAAUGCACAUUUUGCCGAUGAAUAUGGUAUGGACAUUACUGCUUCGCAACAACAAACAGAGCUUGUAUUUGCAACUCCUCCUGCAUAUCCUGAUUUCGUUUCAAAUCAAUAUAUCGUCAGUCCUGCAUCAGAGCAAACAACAUACACUGUUCUUCCACCAUAUUUUCGUUAUGCUGGACCACCAACUUUAUCAGUCCAAAAAUUAACGCAUCAGGUGGAAUCCUUGUGCGCAACAGGCUAUCCAGAAGUAGUUCCAGCUUCUCCACAGUCUUAUCUUGUCUCACCUCCACCAACACAGACCAUAUAUCCACAGCAGUUUCUGGUUUCACCUCAGGUCAGCACCGUAUAUUCAUCGCAGCCUUAUUUCUUACCGGUUUUGCAAAGAAAUUAUGUUCCAAAUGUAGCAAAUGUACAAGGCACUUAUCCGGUUUCAAUUACACGGCAUCCUAUUUCAAGCUAUGAAUGUAGCAGUGUGCAACAAAGAAAUCUUGUGGACGUAGUUGGAAUUACGAAAAGUGAACCCGUGUUUGAAGAUUCUACCGCAGUAACGCAGAACGAAAAUAUUUCAAACUAA